AUGCACAACCUUGUCCAAUACGGCAUCAAGCAGUGGCUUAAAGCACAUGAAGCAUUGGAUGGAUGGCAGCAAACCUUUCUUACCAAAAUCAGCAAGGAGUUCCCAGCUCCUACCGCAGAGACCUGGGAGACAUGUCAACUACUUUUCCCCCACGCCCAGACCGCAAUAACAGACCUACCAAGAGAAUGCUCGAACGAGUUAUUCACGGAAUGGAUAACCCUCAUCCACAACACUGCGUCAUUUGCCUUCCAACGAGGGGAUAUUUCAGGUGCACAACAGAUGAUGCAAGUUGCAAUGGACGAGCAAAAUAGGAAAUUAAGCGCAAAUGACCCAUCAAUUCUCACCACCAAAGACUUUAUGAGUCAAACUCACUACUCAUCUGGUCACUGGCAAAAGGCGGAAGCCUUGAGCACGGAAGUUCUAGCCGAAAGCAGAGGAAUUCUUGGACAUGAGCACCCCGACACCCUACGCCGACAGGCAAAGUUGAUCAUGCUAUACAUGAAACAAGGUCGAUACCAAGAUGCCGAAGCUGGAUACACCGAGCUUGCGGCAAGCUCGAAGAAAGUCUGGGGAUCUCAGAAUUCAGAUACACUCGAAUGCCUCAGUAAUCUCGCCACGGCACUCGCAAUGCAGGAAAAGUGGAUAACAGCAGAGAUUGCGCUUCGCGAAGCAGUCAAUGGAAGUAUCAACGUUCUCGGCGAGGGGAAUCCAACGACUCUCGAGCGCAUGAAGAGCCUGGUAAAGGUCUUUCUGGCGCUAGGGCGCGCUCGUGCUCGAGAGGCGGAGACACUGCAGAUUCAAGUUGUAGAUAUUUCCAGGGCGGUUUUUGGUCCCGAGCAUGUUAAUACGGUGGAUAGUAUGAAUGAUCUGAUAGAUAUGUUCUUGCGCUCAAACAGAUGGGAAGCGGCCGAGGCCCUGCAGCUGCAUGUACUGGAGGUUCAGAGAAAGCUGCUCGGUGAAGAUCAUCCAACCAUUUUGGCUAGUAUGGACAAUCUUGUUUUCCUUUGUCUCAAGCAAGAGCGGCUGCAUGAUGCUCAGUUCGUGCAGAAAGGCAUCAUAGAUAUCUCGACGAACAAGCUUGGUGCGGAGCAUUAUUUGACGCUGCGGGCUCUGAGCAAAAUGGAUGAUAUACGCAAGGAGAUCACACAUUUCGAGCAAGAAAACGCUCCGGAAGUGCCCGAAAGAUGGUUAUGA
Messenger RNA from Penicillium longicatenatum, 1194 nucleotides. RefSeq lists its product as uncharacterized. Gene Ontology annotation, molecular function: protein binding. Bases 1 to 1194 code for a protein of 397 amino acids. The record is from RefSeq and is a predicted model, not a curated record. The transcript has a single exon. Lineage: Eukaryota; Fungi; Ascomycota; Eurotiomycetes; Eurotiales; Aspergillaceae.